CGAUACAUAGUGUAGUGUGCAUGCAAGGGGGCAAGAGACACAUAGAGGGUGAACACCCUGGAGAGACUGAGAGGACGAGACUGGAAGUGGGAGAGAAUGUGUGUGAAUGGAUGUUGGAGAGAGAUGGUUAUGUGCUGGAACUGGACGCUAAGACACUGAGGAACAGGGGAGACGAGAAGGAGAGCACCUUGAGGAAAACAAGGUGCUCCUAAAACCUAAAACAAGGUUAAUUUUGUGCAAACUGGUCUCAAUAAUUGAAGGAAACAAGGACUAAGAAAGUGGGAGAGCAGAAUGAGAUAAUACCUGAGAAGGAAUUGGCAAGAAAAGAAGAGUUACUCAUGGGUUGUGCCUUCAGUAAACAGCGGUGGGGUGAAGAGAGAAAUUCUCAGACCCCUGACCCCCCAAAAACACGAGACUGCACGGAGGAUGCAGAAAUUCUCAGCUUAACGGAGCUGGGGAAAGUGAGUUCACACUCCUUUAAAGAGAGGUACUUCAAGAAGAAACACCACUGUGCUGUCUGUAGACAAACCCUCAACAGCAAUGGCAUGUACUGCAGAGAGUGUAAAACUGCAGUACAUAAGAAAUGUGAGACAAAGGUCUCUGUCCUCUGUGAAGCUAUCUCAGAUAAACCCCUGUUCCAAGAUCAGAUGAACAUCCCUCCCAGUAGAGACAGUGUGGACAGCGUAAUGGAGAGUUUGAUGGACAGGAAAUAUGAUUUUGACCUGACCUACAUCACUGAGCGUAUUAUCUCUGUCCUCUUUCUGUCUGACUUGGAAGAACAACUUUACAGUGCCAAUAUGAAGGAAGUAGCAGCCAUGCUGAAAUGUAAACAUCAAGAUAAGGUCUUGCUUAUAAAUCUGUCAGAGAAACGGCAUGAUAUCUGCAGGCUUAAUUCAAAGGUGGAGGAGUUUGGAUGGCCUGAUCUGCAUGCCCCUCCCCUCGAUAAAAUAUGUGCUGUGUGCAAGUCCAUGGAGAGCUGGCUGACCUCUGACCCCCAAAAUGUAGUUGUAUUGCACUGCAAGGGAAACAAAGGGAAAACAGGAGUGAUUGUAGCAGCUUACAUGCACUAUAGCAAAAUAUCUGCAGGAGCAGAUCAGGCUCUCUCCACAGUUGCUAUGAGGAAAUUCUGUGAGGAUAAAAUCACUCCCUCUCUUCAGCCCUCUCAGAACAGGUACAUAUAUUAUUUUGCCAGUCUUCUCUCUGGUGCCAUAAAGAUGAACAGCUCAUCUCUGUUUCUGCAUCAGAUUUAUAUUCCAGCUUUGCUCAACUAUCAGUCAGGAGGAGGUUACUCUACCUUCCUGAAGAUUUAUCAAUCAUUGCAGCUGGUACAUUCUUCUGCCAAAUAUGAUAUUCAGGGUCCCAACAGUAAGAUGCUGUGUGUAAAUAUUGAACCAGCUCUACUUCUAAAGGGAGACAUCCUGGUGAAGUGUUAUCACUGUCAAUCAGGUGUGAGUAAGAGAGAAUGUAUGUUUAGGGUUCAGUUUCACACCUGUAGUGUUCAUGGAUCUCAGCUUACCUUUGGCAAAGAGGAACUUGACCAUGCCUGCACAGAUGACCGUUUCCCUGCUGAUGCCAAAGUGGAGUUAGUGUUCUCUUCUGGUCCACAAAGGGCAAGAGGUGGAGAGUUGCAGUGGAUUGAACCGGGAGUAAAUAUCGAUUACAGCACCACAGAUUCUGUUGUGCACUGGGACUCAUACGAGAACUUUAACCUUCACCAUGAGGAUAGCGUUGAGGAUAUCUGUCACACACGUGGGCCUUUGGACGGCAGUCUUUAUGCUCAGGUGAAGAAGCGUCAUGCACCAGAAUCCAGUCCCAAUGGAUGCCAGGCCUCCAUCAAUACCUCCCCACACUCAACCAGUCAUUCCUCCUCUACUCCCCACAUUCAUCUCUCCACCCAGCCGUUCUUACUCACCACAGACUCAAAUCCCUCCUUUUCACCCUCUAAGUCCUGCUCUCUACUGCCGUCCUGUGUUGAAAGAGAAAAAAGAGAGAAGGACGAAGACAGGGACAGGGACAGACACAGACACAGAGAAACAGCAAUACUGGAUGAUGGCGACUGCUCUCCUCUGAGACCAGAUCGUUCUGUUCAGCCCUGUUACGGUCAUCCGUAUUCCCACACUCAUUUGUUUUGCGGCCCAGGUCUGACCAACCCACAUGCGCUGGCACAAACGGUCCACCCCAAACACCACACACUUCCCUGCAACCGCACCGCUUCACUGCCAGUCCGGGAUCUGCGUAUAUCCCAGCCAGAUCUUUUAUGGGAGAGAGAACGCUGUCUGCACCAUGCCUGCUCUGAAACAGUCAGACACUUGUACUCAUACCCCACUCCAGAAACCCCACUUUCCCAUUCACAGUCUUCCCAUUCCCACUCACUUCCUCCACAGACACACUCAUUCUUUUCAGGGAAGGCUUGUCCUCUUAUCCAUUUCUCCUCCCUCCCUCAGGGUCACACCCACAUCCCUCCUUCUCCAUCCCCAAAUCAGUCACUGAUUUCCAGUCCCUACCGAGAGUUACGUUAUAGCUCCGCUCCACCAACAUCGUGCUCCUGCCAAGACUGUUCCCGUUUACUGGAGGAUGUUGCCCUCCAUUCUUUACGAAGUAGAGAGUUAGAGGGUCUGCCUUGGUCUAGAGAAGAGGAGUUUGGGUUUAGGAGGGAGGGGCCUGUGCACUGGAGGGAUGGAAGGGUGGAGUCUCAUUGGGAAGGAGUUCAGAAUUCCGAAUACUGGCGACGCAAAACAGUGAUGUCACCAUUGACGUUAUUAUCUUACGGACAUUGCCACACUGUUCCAAAACAAGACCCCGCAGUAUAUGUCACAGACACCAUCCCUGAACAUAUUACCCCAGUGAGUCCAUAUCCAAGCCCACAAAGCAGUGGCUACCACAGCCCUCAUCCACCCUGUCCCUGCUCUCCACAACCAUUUAGAGAGAGUCCUGGAUACGCCUCCAUCGGUCAUUCCACAAACUCCUCGCCACUUGCUUUCACACCAUCCCCAAGACGAGCCAAUCACAACAAUGCUUCAGCUGAAGAUGGUCCACACUGUGCAAAUGAUGGAGGUAUCAAGGUUUUUGAAGCUGAUAAAAGUCACAUUAUGGCCUUUUCUUCUCCCAACCAGGACAGCAGAGCAUUGGAGGCUGAAGAUCCAGAGAAAAGCACAGGUCAAGAGGAUGAGACUCUCCCAGGGUCUCUGAUCACUGUUGUCACCGCUGUCAAUGCGGAAACCACAGACAAAACAGAACCAAAGCAUUCAGAGGCUAAGAAAACACCCAUCUUAGAAGCUACAUCUAACACAGCUCCAUCAUGCCCUUACUCCACCCUCACAUCCAAAGGGGUGGAGUCAGUGCAGGUACAAAUGCACAACUCAAGUCCUCUCAGUAACAGUUUCCCAGAAUCAGAGCAGAAUAAAAAUGAGCGCCCAGGCUCAUACUACACUUCAACAUCAACCUCGACAAUUCCUACUAUUUGCUCUUCAGAGAGAAGCUCCGCCUCUGAAUUCUCUUCAUUAAACAUCAAUGCUGAAAGGCAAAGCCUGACACCCUUGACCGAUUGCACAUCAUCCAAUGGGGAAAGCAGUAACAGUGACUUUAGAGCAUCAUCCCCUGACCCUGAUGGCUAUGUAACACCCUCAUUCCCUAUAAUAUCAUAUAGCUAUCCUCUUCUGACAGUGCCUCAUGUACCAUAUACAGGCUACACUGCUGUUACCAUCCCAGCAUCGUUCCCCCAACCUCCUCUUCCUGAAAAACAACGCUCAUCACACCUUCAGAACGUAUCUGAUUGCACUGGCAGAAGCUCAUUAAAAUCAGCUGCUAAACUUCCUACUUCCUCUGCCCAGUUCCAUGUGUCCUUCUUAUCUGCCACCAGUGAAUUGCCUGUAACAGCUAGAUGCAAAACAUCGCCCUCUAGUGGAGUGGAGGAAACGGAGAACCGCCUCAGCUCCAAGUUUGUCCAAGACAGCUCCAAGUACUGGUACAAACCAGGCAUCUCUAGAGACCAGGCUAUCGCAGUAUUGAAAGAUAAGGAGCCUGGCUGCUUCCUCAUAAGGGAUAGUAAUUCAUUCCAAGGCGCAUAUGGAUUGGCCCUCAAAGUCGCCACACCUCCAGCCCACGCUAGUAACCAUGGUGAGAUGGGCAGCCCUCAGGAGCAGCUCGUUAGGCACUUCCUGAUUGAGAGUGGAGCAAAAGGAGUGAAGAUCAAAGGCUGCCAAAAUGAAACAUAUUUUGGUUCCCUGUCUGCUUUGGUGUAUCAGCACUCCAUAUCACCCGUGUCUCUUCCUUGUGUUCUGCGCAUCCCAGAUAGAGAUCUUGUUGGAGAUUUGCAUGCAUUGCAAAGUGGAACAAACACUAGUACAGCUGCAGACCUGUUGAAACAGGGGGCAGCUUGUAAUGUUCUCUACCUAAACUCUGUGGAAACGGAAUCUUUGACUGGCCCGCAAGCUGUCUCCAAGGCAACCAAGUGCACUUUGACCCAAGACCCUCGUCCUUCGCCAACAAUUGUCCACUUCAAAGUAUCCACACAGGGCAUCACCCUCACUGAUAAUCAGCGCAGAUUGUUUUUCAGGCGACAUUACCCUAUUCAUAGUGUGACUUUCAGCAGUGAGGAUCCAAUGGAUCAAAGGUGGAUUGAUGCUGAUAACCCUUCCUGCAAGAUGUUUGGAUUUGUAGCACGGCGCAGUGGUGGUAUGGGAAACGUGUGUCACCUGUUUGCAGAGCUUGACCCAGAGCAGCCAGCCAAGGCCAUUGUGAACUUCAUCAAUAAAGUCAUGCUGGGACCUCAACAGCUGCGAAAAUGAAUACAGUAUUAGGGAGGAUAAGAAGAACAAACCAGAAAGAAAGGAGAACAUUUAUAGAGGGCAGUGCAGUAAAUGUCAGUGUUAGGUUUAUGUACUGAGUAAGGAGCAUUUUAUCAUUAUAAUACACAAAAAUGAACCUUUUACAAAAACUCAGUAUUCAGGUUCAGUCAGGAUUAGGUUGGUGUUGAAAAAAAGUUACAUUUAUGCUUUUUAUUAAUCAAAAGUGAGACUUUAUGAGAUGGAAAAAAAUAUUGAAAUGGAAAUUUUCCUGGUUAAGUAGGCUAUUUAAAUAUAAAGAAUAAAUGAGACCUUUUGGUCAAAGCUUGAUAAAAUGGGACUUAAUUCUACCACUCAGGAUGCCAAAGAUGUAUGACUGUUAUUACAUUGUUCCACUUUUAUUUUCAUUGUUUUUAUUUUUUCCUUAUGUGUUUACUUUUAAAAUAAGUGGUCAGAAUGUUUUGGUUGUUUGUUUUGUAUUUAAAAUGGCCUUUACUUGAGACAAAAACCUAUUUUAGCAACUGAUGCAUUUUUUAAUUCAUACUAUUUUAUGGAUUUUAAAUAAAAUGUUAAUACAAAUUGAAUUGAAAACUAGACUCUAGACUUUC
This is a messenger RNA of Xyrauchen texanus (razorback sucker), 5392 nucleotides long. It is a transcript of the gene tns2b, whose product is annotated as tensin 2b. Gene Ontology annotation, molecular function: protein tyrosine phosphatase activity; protein binding. Bases 339 to 4787 code for a protein of 1482 amino acids. The record is from RefSeq and is a predicted model, not a curated record. The transcript is spliced from 26 exons. Lineage: Eukaryota; Metazoa; Chordata; Actinopteri; Cypriniformes; Catostomidae. Gene Ontology annotation, biological process: peptidyl-tyrosine dephosphorylation.